GAAUAAUGUUUAUUAUUUGGACGACACACACAUUAAUGAUCAGGAUGGUGAACCGAUGCAGACUGACGUAAAUUCUUCUACAAUCUCAGACAAAAAAGUAGUAACAAAUGAUAUCAAUUGUGGACCGAAUUAUGAUCAAAUGGAAGAUUAUAAGGGUCGACCUAAUGUUAAUGACGUCAUUGCUUAUAAGGAGGCAAAGAUUAUAGACUUCGAUCCUAUUUCACAUCAAGUAAUUCUUAAACAUCAAAACUUAAAUCGGCACCGUAAAGAAGAAACAAGCUCGGAUCAAGCGAAUUCAUCUCGUAAUAGAUUCCAAAUUAUAGAUGUAGAUGGUGAAUUCGCGUUCGAAGGGCAUGAAUCAAUACCAGAAAUACUUAACAUUAAUUGGAAUGAUUUGUGUUCGGUCAAGAAGGUUGUAGCAUAA
This is a messenger RNA of Racocetra fulgida, 424 nucleotides long. The record is from the annotation of a GenBank genome assembly. Lineage: Eukaryota; Fungi; Glomeromycota; Glomeromycetes; Diversisporales; Gigasporaceae.